Messenger RNA from Saccoglossus kowalevskii, 2799 nucleotides. RefSeq names its product membrane-associated transporter protein-like. NCBI's taxonomy places the organism in Eukaryota, Metazoa, Hemichordata, Enteropneusta, Harrimaniidae. Gene Ontology annotation, molecular function: sucrose:proton symporter activity. The record is from RefSeq and is a predicted model, not a curated record. Gene Ontology annotation, biological process: transmembrane transport. Gene Ontology annotation, cellular component: membrane.
AUGGACGCGUUACGCGGCCUUGCGUCUUACAGUCGCGCGUACUGUAGCAAAUUAUGGACUCAGUUGACGAGGACAAAAUUUCGCGACGAGGAUCGGAUACCGAUACAAGACGAAGUCGCUGCUUCGCAACCACGGAAAUCACGCUUUCAGCUGAUCGUGCUGAGCGCCGCCGUAUGUGGUAUAGAAUUCUGUUACGCGGCAGAGACGGCGUAUGUGAGCCCGACAUUGCUUAAAAUCGGCGUACCAGAACAAUACAUGACGCUGAUAUGGUGCUUAAGUCCAAUGUUAGGUAUCUUUUUAAUGCCGUUUAUAGGUUCUGGGAGCGAUAGGUGUAAUUCAAAGCUAGGACGUAGAAGACCCUUCAUUUUACUUCUUUCUGCCGGUAUUGUCAUUGGGUUGAUAUUUGUUCCAAAUGGAAAAGACAUAGGGUUGGCAUUGGGGGACAUCGGUGAAAAAGGACUUAUAUUUCCUCACGCUACUAUAAAUGGGACUAUUAAUAAUUUGACAAACAGCAAUACAACUAUGCUUCCAGAUUAUAGCUAUUGGGAUUACAUUGUAUUACAUCAUCAUCUCGGGCAGUAUCACGUGAUCGGGAUUAUAGUCACUGUCAUCGGCGUUGUCAUCUUAGAUUUCAGCGCGGAUGCCUGCCAGGCGCCAUGCAGAGCGUAUCUUUUAGACGUGUCUGUCGAGGAAGACCACGUCAAAGGUCUCGCUUCGUUCACAAUGAUGGCUGGCUUAGGUGGUUGUCUCGGAUACACUAUGGGGGGUAUUGAUUGGACCCAAACUGUUAUAGGAGUUGCUUUAGGUUCCCAAGUCCGUGUCGUGUUUACCAUUGUUUUGCUGAUUUUUGUCGUUGCUGUGGCUUUAACGGUGACAGCAAGUAAAGAAACGCCACUUUAUGAAUUAGAGAAACAAAAACGUCGCAUAAAAAUAGGAUAUACCGAGAUGAGUGAGGAUAGCGAAGGUAGAGAGAUCUACGAAAUGAAACAUUCCUACGGCACCGACAAAGAAAAAAUCGCCGGUGGCAUUGUAUCUAAGACUGUUGAGCAAUUGCAAACGGAAACUGGUUACCAAGUCAUUGACGAACAAAACGAAACAAAUGAGAUGGAGACCAGGGAGUCGGAAACGAAAACUCCCGAAAACAAAGAUAUAGUGACGUCAUAUCAAGAUGAAGAUAUUGAGGAUGCUGCUCCAAUUACCAUGAAAACGUACCUACUAUCUGUCAUAUACAUGCCAUACUCAGUGCGUAUACUGUGUUUAACUAAUCUGCUUUGUUGGAUGUCCUUAGUUUGUUAUUCUCUUUAUUUCACCGAUUUCGUUGGACAGGCGGUGUACGGUGGCAAUCCCAAGGCUCCGUUGGGAUCGCAUGAUCGCCUCAAGUACGAACGUGGCGUGCGAAUGGGAUGCUGGGGGAUGGCCAUUUACUCCCUCUCGUGUUGUUUCUACUGCGGAUUUAUUGACAAGUUAGUGUACCGAAUUGGUGCUAAGAUUGUCUACAUCACAAAUAUACUAAUCUACAGUAUCGGUAUGGCUAUUCUAGCUAUUGCUCGCACUCCCGCCGCUGUUAUUAUAUUAUCAUUUACUUCCGGUGUUAUGUAUGCGACCAUAUUCACCAUGCCAUUCCUUAUAUUGGCUUACUACCAUUCCAGUGACACGUUCGAGAAAGUUCGUGCUGGUGAAAGGAAAGCGGGACGAGUUCGAGGUCUUGGCACCGAUAUCGCAUUGGUCCAAAGCAUGGUCUUUCUGGCACAAUUAAUAUUAUCAUUAUGUAUGGGAACCAUAGUACACGCCGUACACAGCACUAUCGCAGUAGUCGUCAGUGCAUCGCUUCUGUCGUUCUUUGGAGCGAUCGCUGCUUCCAAAAUCAUGUACUUAGAUCUGUAACUGAAAUACAUGAUCCUGUGUUGUAUCGUCUUUGUGUUUAGACCACCGCUAUCUUCGCUUUUACUUGUGUAGUGUAUGCCUGUAUCAACAGAGCUAUGUGUCCGUGACAGCCAUCAUACAAGAAAUACUUAUAAUGGACAUUCCAAAACACAUCGUGCGGCCAAGAUGUUCACAUUCUUCGGGAUAUUUACGUACAGUGCGUAGUAAUAUCGAUAUUUUUCAAAUAGCCGUCGGUUCUUUUUAAUUCGUGUGCCGAAUAUGGCCAAUCUACUAAUGUUGUUCUGUCGUACAUUGUGACAAAGUGAUCAAAAUGAACGUUUUUAUCCGUGUAUUUAUGUGUACAACUUUAUGAUUUAAAGCGCGACGUCAUGUUCGAUAUAGGUCUCAUAGCGACGUAUUCUCGGGCGGACAUCCGGGCAUUUUCACCGCCUGGCAAACACCAGGCCUCACGGUGAGAACAAAGGCCGAAAACUCAAAAAAAACAAAAAAACACACUAAUUUGGGAUAGUUGUUGAGACUCACCCAAAAAGUGUAAAACAUUACCCCUGCAUUUGAUUGUUCAGGCAUAUUUCGAAGUUUAGAUUGUGCUAUUUUCCCGAUUUCAGCUGUUUUCGCCCGCUCUUCCACCGGCGUUCCACAGCAGCAUGCGUAGAGCUCGUAACGUAAAACGUUCUAUGACGUAGCCCCGCCCCCAAGAAUACAACGUGAUUUGUACGCGCUGCCUGAUAGCUGUAGCACUUUACUGAAGGCGUAUACGUGUAUAUUUCCAGCCAACAAAUUCCCUAUUCAUGUAUUGUGGGCGUGGUCUAUCUGGGUAAUGUGAGGACGGGCAAUAAGAAAUGCAGAAUUAAAGAAAAAACUAGUACAUGUAUAUAUAUAUAUAUAUGUUGAAAUCUGUAAUAAAUUAUAAAAAUU